Messenger RNA from Chaetura pelagica (chimney swift), 1014 nucleotides. RefSeq names its product pyrimidinergic receptor P2Y, G-protein coupled, 6 (gene P2RY6). The record is from RefSeq and is a predicted model, not a curated record. Gene Ontology annotation, cellular component: plasma membrane. Bases 1 to 1014 code for a protein of 337 amino acids. Gene Ontology annotation, biological process: phospholipase C-activating G protein-coupled receptor signaling pathway; cellular response to pyrimidine ribonucleotide. NCBI's taxonomy places the organism in Eukaryota, Metazoa, Chordata, Aves, Apodiformes, Apodidae. Gene Ontology annotation, molecular function: G protein-coupled UTP receptor activity; G protein-coupled UDP receptor activity; G protein-coupled ADP receptor activity. The transcript has a single exon.
AUGGAGGACACCACCACCCCUGUGGCCAACCUGACAGACCCUACAGGGGUCGGGAGGAACUCAUGCACUUUCCACGAGGAGUUCAAGCAGGUCCUGCUGCCCCUGGUCUACUCGGUGGUGUUCGUGGUGGGGUUGCCCUUGAACGCCGUGGUCAUUGGGCAGAUCUGGGUGGCUCGCAAGGCCCUGAGCCGCACCACGAUCUACAUGCUGAACCUGGCCAUGGCUGACCUGCUCUACGUCUGUUCCCUCCCACUUCUCAUCUACAACUACACCCAGAAGGAUUACUGGCCGUUUGGGGACUUCACCUGCAAAUUCGUCCGCUUCCAGUUCUACACCAACCUCCACGGGAGCAUCCUCUUCCUCACCUGCAUCAGCGUCCAGAGGUACCUGGGCAUCUGCCACCCCUUGGCCUCGUGGCACAAGAAGAAGGGGAAGAAGCUGACGUGGCUGGUGUGUGCUGCAGUCUGGUUCAUUGUCAUUGCCCAGUGCCUGCCCACCUUCACCUUCGCCUCCACCGGCACCCAGAGGAACCGCACGGUUUGCUACGACCUGAGCCCCCCGGACCGUUCCUCUGCCUACUUCCCUUAUGGCAUCACCCUCACGGUCACGGGUUUCCUGCUGCCCUUCGUGGCCAUCCUGGCCUGCUACUGCCGGAUGGCCCGGAUCCUGUGCCAGAAGGACAAGGUGAUCGGGCUGGUGGUGCACAAGAGGAAGGACAAAGCCGUGCGAAUGAUCGUCAUCGUGGUCAUCGUCUUCUCCAUCAGCUUCUUCCCCUUCCACCUCACCAAGACCAUCUACCUGAUCGUCCGUUCCUCGCCCAGCCUGCCCUGCCCAGCUCUCCAGGCCUUUGCCAUUGCCUACAAGUGCACCAGGCCCUUUGCCAGCAUGAACAGUGUCCUCGACCCCAUCCUCUUCUACUUCACCCAACGCAAGUUUCGCGAGAGCACCCGGUACCUCCUCGACAAGGUGAGCUCCAAGUGGAGGCAGGACCAGUGCGUCACCUACGGCUCCUAG